This is a messenger RNA of Priapulus caudatus, 1456 nucleotides long. RefSeq lists its product as uncharacterized. Bases 67 to 501 code for a protein of 144 amino acids. The transcript has 3 exons. The record is from RefSeq and is a predicted model, not a curated record. Lineage: Eukaryota; Metazoa; Priapulida; Priapulimorpha; Priapulimorphida; Priapulidae.
GAGCACACGCGGCCGGAGAAAGUUCGUCGUCCGAGUUCUUUAUAUAAUCGUCACGCCUUCGCGACAAUGCAUUUCUACGCGCUGUCAUCGCUGCUGUUGGUUUCUGUGACGUUGUCGUUGGCGCUGCCCGCCGCGGAAGAGGUAGACCUGGCACCAUUUGCAGAUCAUUUACGUGACAAAAGGGCGACGGGUGGAGACUGGGCGAAGAAUCUAGCACAGGCCGUCUGUACUGCUCUCAACCCUAGCGGCUGGAUGUUCGCUGUCAGCAGGGAUUGCAAGAACAAUAAGCCAACCUGUGCUGCCAUCUGUGCAAGCGCGGCUCUGCACAACCAAGAUAACCAGACAAAGAACAAAGUAUGGUCCUGUGUGAACAGCCUGCAUGUGUACAGUUCCCCAGCGUCGACCUCCGCCAGUUUCACACUCGGACCAAAGGUGUACAAGUACAAUACGUGCAAGGGCGGCUGUGGACCGAACCACUGCUGCUGCCGAGCGGAACCAUAAUGAUGAGCCGGCCUGGCGCCACCUUUUGUCAGAUAAAGUUAACUUAGGCGAUAAGCCCGCAUUCCUCGAUGAAUGACUAUAACAUAUAUUAGUCAUUUGAUGAGUGCUCAAAGGUUAUGCAAUGCACUUGUACCGGUGUCGGUAUCUUACCGCAGGAAUGAGUCCGUUUUAAUUGUAUAUUUCUUUAGAACUAUAUCGAUAUUGGCCUUCCUUCUAGUGAAAAAUUCGGAAUCGUGUUUGAAUGCUUUUUUUUAUCUUGAUAUCAAAAUCCGCAUGCUUUUCAAAAACACUUCAUUUAAAAACGUUCUAGGUGUGUUUCUUGGCCCAAAUUUAUGCAAUGGUUGUAUGUUUGAGUAUUCUGGUGCAGAUUAAGUAUUCAAAUUACUUCCCUAAUGAUAAGUUGGACACUUUUAAUAUAUUGCGAAUGUAUAAUCGCUCUUAUUUGUAUUAUCCGGUAACGGUGUUGUUAUUAUAUCUGCAUGCAUGUUUCAAUUUCGGUAGGCACGAGAAAUAUCCACUUUAUGGCUUAGUUUAUUCAAUAGAUGGUGUCUCUAAUUGUGAACCAUAUACGGGGCGAGGUGCGGAAGUGGAUUUUUCCGUGCCUAGAUGACACACUCUUAUCGCCAUGUUAGACAGUAAGGAUUAGGUAAACCAAGAGUCGAUUGCAGAUAGCUAUAUAAGACCAGAGUACUGAGUAACCAGAGACCGACAGCAGUACGUCUACUGAAUCCAAUAUGCGCACAAGCAUCUACAAACCCCCCCAUAACUGGUACCACAUAUAACUAUGAUAACAGUGUGUGUGUGUCCAUUUACAUAUAUAUAUAAAUAAAUAAGAGAGGGUGCUUCCAGAUUUUAAUAGAGUAUGUCUGCUUUAAAAGUAAAUCUUUCUGUCAAUAUACGAGUAUGUUUAGUAAAAUUAAAAUGCAUAUGAAUUGGCAAUUGAAUUUGUCCGACA